Messenger RNA from Leguminivora glycinivorella, 4080 nucleotides. RefSeq names its product epidermal growth factor receptor substrate 15-like 1 (gene Eps-15). Gene Ontology annotation, cellular component: plasma membrane; cytoplasm; clathrin coat of coated pit. The record is from RefSeq and is a predicted model, not a curated record. Lineage: Eukaryota; Metazoa; Arthropoda; Insecta; Lepidoptera; Tortricidae. Gene Ontology annotation, biological process: endocytosis; endosomal transport. Gene Ontology annotation, molecular function: calcium ion binding; cadherin binding.
AGGAGAUGUAAAAAAUGGCUGCCUUGCAUUCUCCUACUCAGGUGGCAGGGAACCACAGCGCUAUAUACGAAGCGUAUUAUCACCAGGUGGACCCAAACGCGACGGGCGCGAUACAGGCGCCUGACGCCGCCCGCUUCCUGAAGAAGUCGCGUCUCAGCGACGUAGUGCUGUCAAAGAUAUGGGACCUGUCCGACCCCAAUGGCAAGGGGUACCUCGACAAGACGGGGCUCUUCGUGGCAUUGAAGCUGGUGGCGCUUGCGCAGGCCGGGCGAGACAUCAACAUGAGCAACAUUCACGCGGACACGCCGCCGCCCAAAGUGGGCGAGCUGCCUCGCGUCCCCGCGCAGGGCCCCCCGCGCCCCGCGGCGCCGUCCCCCGCGCCCGCCGUCUCCGACUGGUCCAUCAAGCCGAACGAGCGAGACAAGUACAACGCGCUGUUCGACUCGCUCCAGCCUAGUAACGGACUCAUCGCUGGCAACAAGGUGAAGGGAGUGUUGAUGGAAUCUAAGCUGCCGCUGGAUACCCUCGGCAAGAUCUGGGAUCUGGCGGACCAGGAUCGCGACGGCAUGCUGGAUCGUCAUGAAUUCCUAGUGGCGAUGCACCUAGUGUACAAAGCUCUGGAGAAGCACGCCGUCCCCACGACACUCCCGCCCGAGCUGCGCGCGCGGCCCGCGCGGCCCCCUCGCCCCCCGUCGCGGCCCCCCUCCCGCCCGCCGUCGCCGGGGCGGCCGGCGCUGCCGCCGACGGCUCACGUGCCGCCCAGACCGCCGCCGGCGCAAAGCAAUGCUAGUCUGCUGGAGGGACUGUUGGAUUUAUCUAGUCCGCCAUCAUCGCAACCGCCUCUCAUCGCGCCCCUCUCCGCGGCGGGCCCCCCGCUCGCGCCGCUCGGGGCCCCCCUCUCGGCGCCUUCAGCCUGGGUAGUGACGCCGGCAGAAAAGGCGGCUUCAGACGCGCAGUUCGCGGCAGCCGAUGCGGAUAGAGACGGGCUCGUGUCGGGGCUCGAGAUCAAACACGUGUUCCUGGAGUCCGGGCUGCCGCAGCAGACGCUAGCUCAUAUAUGGGCGCUCUGCGACAUAGAAGGUGUGGGCAAGCUGAAUCGCGGGCAGUUCGCGCUCGCCAUGUGGCUUGUGAAGAGGGCUUUAAGGGGCGAGGCCCCGCCACAGCACCUGGCCCCCAACAUGAGGCCCCCUCCCGAGGCCGCUGCGCCACAGCCAGUAGAAGCGCCCACAUUAGGCCCGCAGCCCACACCAGAGAUGGAAGCCAUCGCGCGCGAGGUGGACGCGCUAGCACGAGAGAGACUCGCCCUGGAGGCCGAGAUCUCCUCCCGGAGCCGCGAGCUGGCCGCCAGCACACAAGAGUCCACCGGCCUCCAGAGUGAAUUGGAUACGUUGACAGCGACGCUGAAACAGUUAGAGAACCAAAAAGGAGAGGCGCAGAAGAGGUUAAACGAUCUCAAAGCACAGGUUGAAAAGCUAAGGUCCCAAGUAGCAGCUCAAGAGGCCGCCGCCAACGAGACCUCGGCCGAGGUGGCCGCCCGGCGCCAGGCCGCCAACAGCCUGCGCGAGCGAGAGAGCAUGCUGCAGGACGAGCUGGAGCGAGCGAGACAGCAGGCCGACGCGCUCACGCACACACACAGCCGCACCGUGCUGCAGAUCAGCCAGGUAUGCGGGCUAGAGCGAGAGAGCAUGCUGCAGGACGAGCUGGAGCGAGCGAGACAGCAGGCCGACGCGCUCACGCACACACACAGCCGCACCGUGCUGCAAAUCAGCCAGGCAAACAUAAAGCUAACCCACCUGGAGGAGCAGCUGCGCUUGAUCUCGGAGGGGGCGGAGGCGCUGGCGGCGGGCGGCGCGGCGGCGCAGGCGGCGCUCGCGCUCCGGCCCGCCAUCGACCAGCACAGUCUGGACCGGCUAGUGGGCGCUGGAGAGGUAAUACAGCUGCGCUUGAUCUCGGAGGGGGCGGAGGCGCUGGCGGCGGGCGGCGCGGCGGCGCAGGCGGCGCUCGCGCUCCGGCCCGCCAUCGACCAGCACAGUCUGGACCGGCUAGUGGGCGCUGGAGAGCUGCGCUUGAUCUCGGAGGGGGCGGAGGCGCUGGCGGCGGGCGGCGCGGCGGCGCAGGCGGCGCUCGCGCUCCGGCCCGCCAUCGACCAGCACAGUCUGGACCGGCUAGUGGGCGCUGGAGAGCUGCGCUUGAUCUCGGAGGGGGCGGAGGCGCUGGCGGCGGGCGGCGCGGCGGCGCAGGCGGCGCUCGCGCUCCGGCCCGCCAUCGACCAGCACAGUCUGGACCGGCUAGUGGGCGCUGGAGAGCUGCGCUUGAUCUCGGAGGGGGCGGAGGCGCUGGCGGCGGGCGGCGCGGCGGCGCAGGCGGCGCUCGCGCUCCGGCCCGCCAUCGACCAGCACAGUCUGGACCGGCUAGUGGGCGCUGGAGAGCUAACCCACCUGGAGGAGCAGCUGCGCUUGAUCUCGGAGGGGGCGGAGGCGCUGGCGGCGGGCGGCGCGGCGGCGCAGGCGGCGCUCGCGCUCCGGCCCGCCAUCGACCAGCACAGUCUGGACCGGCUAGUGGGCGCUGGAGAGGAGGAAGAGCCAGCCAGCAAAGGAUUCUCGGACAUGAACGGCGGUUUCUCAGACCCGUUCAAGGACGACGCCUUCUCUGCGGCCCCCGCCGCCACCGCCAACAACCACGACCCUUUCGCGCCCAAAUCCGGUGCUACCUCCGCACAGGACGGCUUCGGGCGGGACCCGUUCGCGUCGUCUGGCGGCGACCCGUUCGCCGGCGACGCGUUCUCCAACACCGACAAUAAGCAACCCGUUGAUACGGCGUGGGAGGCGGACCCGUUCGCGGUGCUGCACGCGCCCACGCGCGCGUCGCCGACGCCCUCGCUGCCGCCCAAGCGACACAAGACGCCGCCGCCGCGCCCCGCGCCGCCGCGCCCCACCCCGCCCGGCAAGACUGGCAUGGACUUCGCCGAGGACCCCUUCAAAGACUACCGCUACGAAGACCCCUUCAAUAUCGAAGAUCCUUUCAAAGACGCCACAGACAAUAAGGACCCCUUCGCGCGCAGCAGCUCCGCAGCCAUCUUCCAACCUGAUGACUUCUUCGGUGGCAACCUCAACGGAUUCCCUAAACCUGAGCGGAGCGGUAGAGUCUCCGCUCCACCUGUCACUAGUGAUCCCUUCUCAAGGUCAGUCACUAAAUCCACACCCACAGCUCCCAGUGACGACAAUUGGGGCUGGAAAGACGACUGGGCAACAGACGACGCUUGGGCCAAACCAGCCACCUCCAACGACGCGUGGAACGACAGCAAAAAAUCGGACUGGCCAGAUUCCACACGGAAAACUGACAACUGGGCCAGCAAGACCGACAACUGGGCCAAUAAAACCGAUAACUGGGCUAAAAACGAUUGGGCGGCCGAUUUUAGCGAUCAAAAUAAGAAUCUAAAUGAAACCUGGCCGAACACAUUGCCUAAGAAAGAAAAGUCUCCUAAACCUGUUAAAUAUGCUAAAAGCCUAGUCCAUACUAUAGGUGGGAUCGGUCGUAAGCAGAAGAAGCGAGGUAAGGAAGAACAACAACAACAACAACAACGGGGUGUGACGCCGAGCGAGGAGCAGCAAUGGGCGUGGGCGGCAGCGGAGUCGGCUAGAUUAGCGGAGGAGGCAGAACGCCGUCGUAGGCAAGAAGACGCGGAGUUACAGCGCGUGCUGGCGAUAUCGCGGCAGGACAAGUGAGGGUCGCUGGAAGCUUGUUGCAUAUGAGGAAUAUGACUCCCCGCGAGAAGGCGCGCGACAAAUGAAACUGAGAAUAUCAUGCACAUGAUUAACUUUACGCCAGCUUCCCAAAGUCUCCCUGAAUGUGGAGAAUAUGCCGGAAUGAAAUUUCUAUAAAGCAGCUACUUAGUUCGUGCUGUUACGUGAAAACGGUUUUAAAAGACCUUAAUUUCCUGUUUUUUUUAAUGAAUUCGUAAGGAUCAGCGUUUACAGAUUUUAGAUGUAUGUAUCUAAAAUCUGUAAACGCUGUUUCUAGUUAAAACCAUACAGGGAAUGGUCACGAAUUUAGUGGCUAUACAUAUAAUUUGAUCACUAA